Molecule: messenger RNA, 540 nt
Organism: Penicillium brevicompactum
Lineage: Eukaryota; Fungi; Ascomycota; Eurotiomycetes; Eurotiales; Aspergillaceae
Exons: 3
Coding region: 1-540 (179 amino acids)
Source: RefSeq, a predicted model, not a curated record
AUGCUGUCCAAAACCCUAUUCAUCAUCGCCUCGGCUACCUUGGCUACCUGCCAAUUGGACCCAUCAUCAGUUCCCUAUGCUACAAGAGAGGCUUGGUGUAACUCCCAAACAUCCGCCUGUCCUCUUCUUUGUCUACAGAUAUCAGGAGCAUCGGGCUCGCCGACAACAAACACUUGCUCAGCUACCUCUCUCGAUUACAAUUGUCUAUGUAGCAAUGGCGUGACUCCCAACGCUACAGAAUACUCUCAAACAAUCCCCUACUACACCUGCACCGAGACCAACAAUCAAUGUGUCACCAAGUGCAACGGGAAUUCAGACUGCCAAUAUGACUGCCGCACCAAGAACCCCUGUGGUGCUCAAGACCCCAAACGCGUAAAUGCGACCACAACUACCGCCACGGCUGCUACAACUACUGCGACAGAAACACCGCUCAAUACCGAUUCAACCGGCGCGGCCCCACGCUUAGCUGAUAUGAGCCAGGUUUAUGGACUAUGCGUGGUCGUGGGCGGAUUUGUGGCUGGUUUGGCUACACUGCUGUAG